This is a messenger RNA of Aspergillus affinis, 3369 nucleotides long. RefSeq lists its product as uncharacterized. Bases 1 to 3369 code for a protein of 1122 amino acids. The record is from RefSeq and is a predicted model, not a curated record. The transcript has 2 exons. Gene Ontology annotation, molecular function: ATP binding; DNA binding; ATP hydrolysis activity. Gene Ontology annotation, cellular component: nucleus. Lineage: Eukaryota; Fungi; Ascomycota; Eurotiomycetes; Eurotiales; Aspergillaceae.
AUGCUUGAACACGACCCCAACUCGGAUAGGAGGAAGAGACGCAAGACGGACAAGUCGAACAAUAAGGGCGGGCAAAAUGGAUCGAUUGCGAGUUUUAUGGGAUGCAAACAAACGGAUGGCGCUUUAGAGAGCCAAAAAAACCCGGUAGAUGAGCUUCUCCCACAAGAGAAAAGUCAUGCAACGCCAGCAGCCGAAUCUCAGGCCGUUUCCGUCCACGACGGGUCUACUCUCAGCACCCAGAACGACUCCGACCAACACGGACAGCCAGAACAACACUCAAGUAUAUCUACUGCGCAUGCCUCGGGCGUUUCUGCAUCUACGAACGAACCGGCGGAACGAAGAUCUACAAGACAAAAAACAGUUAAAUUGUUUCCGAAUGGAAAGCUGUUGAGCUCACCGGGGCCUGAAUCCAUUGACGAAAUGCCCAAGAAAAGAAUCAGCAAGCGGGGAAAGGCCAAUAGCCAGAAAGACGGCGGGAAGAAAGCGUUGCUUGUCGUAAAGUAUGGACGCGAUGAUGAAGCCAGGAAAGGCCUCGGAGUCUUGAUCGACGAUAUCAUCAGUGAUCGAAGAAGACACGGCGCUCCAAGCGUAGCUCCUGUCCCAGCACCCGCGCCAAAGAGACAAUCACCACCGAAGCCGACGCAUCCGUUUUUUAGGAAAAAGCCUACUCAGGCAGAUACAUUACCCACUUCAUCGCCUGGCCAUGGCUCGGAACAGGGUGCCACAACACCAAGCGAACCCUUGGCUUCGACUAGCAAUGGCUUGAACCCCGACAGAAAAAGGCCAGGCAUCAACCCGACAUCAUUCGCCAGCUUCAAGCCCAAGCCUAAAUUUCCCGACCUUCUUCAGCCAGUAUGGCCUCCACGAGAUUUCACGCACAUUCGCGGGAUCGAUACGGAGGAUGUACGGACCCCGAAGCCUCCCCUGAACAUACACCUGAAGAAAGCGAAAAUGGCAGCCAUUUGUAUCCAUGACAAGGAAAACGUUCUUUCACCUGAGGUCCAGGGCUAUCACCAUGAUACUGCACCAGUACUACGAACCCCAGGCAGAGCCGUGGCCAGUGGGGUUACUCUACAAAAGGCAGUUACCAGAGAGCUUUCUCCAUCAUGUCUGUCCACCCCGAAUGAAGAUUCUCUAAGCAGUACCUGCCAUCCCGCCAUCCGGAAAUUGCAUUCCUCCACUGGGUCCUCGAUGACAGCCUUUGACCGUGGGCAAUACGAUACCCUUCUUUGGACACAUAAAUAUGCCCCCAGCACCGCGGACGAUGUUCUUCAGUCUGCUCGUGAAGCAUCCAUGCUCCGCGACUGGUUGAAGUACCUCAUGGUUUCGGCUGUCGAUACUGGUAAAUCUUCUAAGGAUACCGAAAAAGCCAAGCGAAAGUUGGACGAGAAAAAAAGGAAGAAGCGCAAGUCGGAUAAGCUAGACGGGUUCAUUGUCUCGAGCGAAGAUGAGGCGUUUGAAUUGGGUGAGAUGAGUGGCUCUGACGAUGAACUCGCUGGUGAUGUAACUGUUACAUCUAAAAAGUCUCUUGUAAGGUCGGCAGACUUGGCCGGUGGUUCUUCCAAAUCCAAGACCGACAAGCCCCGUGUUUCGAAUGCCAUCUUGCUCAGCGGACCUUCCGGGUGUGGAAAGACUGCGUCCGUCUAUGCGGUGGCCAAAGAGCUUGACUUCGAGGUCUUUGAGAUAACGCCGGGCAACCGGCGCAGCGCUAAGGACAUCCUGGACCGCGUUGGUGACAUGACACGGAAUCAUCUUGUACAACACGCCAACUCUGGUGAACAGCACUCAAAUAGUCAAACUCCUGACAUUGAGUCUCCAGAUCUAGGGUCGGAAGAUACUAAGCAAAACAAGCUGGUAGGCUUCUUCAAGUCAAUUCCAGCCAAAGCUCCGAAGAAAAAGGAAAAGUCUCCGGAGAAGGAGCCUGAAAAAGAAUGUGACCAGAAAGCUCCUCGUCACCAGAAACAGUCUUUGAUCCUUCUGGAGGAAGCAGACAUCUUGUUUGACGAGGAUAGGCAAUUCUGGUCGGGUGUGCUCUCCCUCAUUCAGCAAUCAAGACGUCCAAUAAUCAUUACCUGCAAUGAUGAAAAGCUCAUUCCCCUCGACGACAUCUCUUUUCACGCCAUUCUUCGAUACCGAGCUCCUCCCCAACACAUCGUUGUGGACUAUCUACUUCUAAUGGCUGCCAACGAAGGCCACAUGAUACAGCGAGAAGCCAUCGAUCACCUCUACACUAUUACAGGCAAAGAUCUCCGUCGGUCGAUCAUGGAGCUAGAUUUUUGGUGUCAAAUGGCGGUGGGCAGCGAAAAGUCUGGCCUGGACUGGUUAGUCGACAGGUGGCCUCCAGGGGUGGACCUCGACGAAGAUGGUGACCCAGUGAGGGCGCUCAGUUUAAACACAUACGAACGAUUCAUGGGUUGGUUCAGUCGGGACAUGUUGAUGAGCACCAGCUUAGAUCACAUGGUCGAGCCUCAACAGGAGUCCCUGGAUUGGUGGCAAUUGAGCCUCCAGGAUAGUGAAUGGUUAUCAGGCUUGGGCAGGCAUUUGCCGCAGUCUACUCCGUCUCAGUCCAACCAGGAACGACUUGAUCAACUGCGACAUCAAGACGACCUUUUCGAUAGGAGAAGUGACCUCGAUAUCCUAGGCUCUGGUUGCUCUCUUGAUCACCGCCUGGAUCCUGUCGAUACCUUUGUGCCUCAACUUUCUGAAAAACAGAGGACAAACUACAUAGAAGGUCACCAACUGUUAGCCGCCGAUCUUGCUCCUGAUUACUCCUCGCUUUCAAAAGCCAUUGGGAGCACCUUUGGAGUCCUUCUGGACAAGGUCUCCCGACCAGCCUAUCAACCCGAUGUCGAGGCUUCCCAGUCCACCAAGGUAUUAGCACAUAUCACCAGACCUAAAACACCAGGCCCCACGCCCGCCGAUUUUCUUAGGGCCUUCGAGCCCGUCAUGCGAGCUGACUACGUAUUCCCUAUUCCAACGGGGCGAUUAUCCCCGUCAUUCGAGAAUGGAAUCGGCCCAAUCGCGGAGGAUUUAGGGCCCUACAUUCGAGCCAUCAUGGCGUUUGAUCUCAGACUGGCCCAGCACCGAUUGCAACUAAGCGGGCUACUCUCUCAACAAGGACAAGGGACGAAGAGAGUGCGACAGACGAGGGCGAGUCGGGCGGCCCUCGAAGGGGGCAGCAAGUCUGAAACUCGAAAAGAACGAUGGUUUCCCAUCGAUACCAAUCCCGCUCUUAUCCUUGCCACCGGCAGUAAAGAAUGGCAGGAUCUUCUUGUCCAGAAUGGAUACUUCACCAUGGCCUCCGUGGAGGAUGCCCGUCGCGAGGCAAGCGAGCCCGCUGUCGACAGCUCCAGCGAAGGAGGCAUAUAA